This is a messenger RNA of Bombina bombina (fire-bellied toad), 1317 nucleotides long. It is a transcript of the gene YEATS4, whose product is annotated as YEATS domain containing 4. The record is from RefSeq and is a predicted model, not a curated record. The transcript is spliced from 7 exons. The coding region runs from base 207 to 890 and encodes 227 amino acids. Lineage: Eukaryota; Metazoa; Chordata; Amphibia; Anura; Bombinatoridae. Gene Ontology annotation, biological process: regulation of DNA-templated transcription.
UCUUUUUACACAUAGCAAGGACAAUACGGUUAGCAUCUAAUCAUUUGUAGUCAGAAGACUGCAGUAGUUUGUGUCAGUGAAAUUUCCGCUGUUCACCAAGUGGUGUCUGUGUCUCCCCUGGCUUUGGUUGGUUGCUUUCCGUGGUGAACGUUGCUGGUUGUUCUGUGAGCUGCUCCGGCCCCUCCCCGGCCGCCUCCCGCUGCAAUAUGUUCAAGAGGAUGGCUGAAUUCGGCCCCGACUCAGGAGGGAGAGUGAAGGGUGUUACCAUAGUGAAACCUAUAGUUUAUGGAAAUGUGGCACGUUAUUUUGGGAAAAAAAGAGAAGAGGAUGGGCAUACUCACCAGUGGACUGUUUAUGUAAAACCAUAUCGAAAUGAGGACAUGUCUGCUUAUGUGAAAAAAAUUCAGUUUAAAUUACAUGAAAGUUAUGGAAAUCCUUUGAGAGUUGUAACAAAGCCACCUUAUGAAAUUACUGAGACGGGUUGGGGUGAAUUUGAGAUCAUAAUAAAAAUAUUUUUUAUUGAUCCUAAUGAGAGACCUGUUACCUUGUAUCAUUUGCUGAAGCUUUUUCAGUCUGACACAAAUGUAAUGCUAGGGAAGAAGACAGUGGUCUCAGAAUUCUAUGAUGAAAUGAUUUUCCAGGACCCUACAGCAAUGAUGCAGCAGCUUUUAACAUCAUCUCGGCAGUUAACUCUUGGUGCUUAUAAGCAUGAAACAGAGUUUUCAGAACUGGAAGCAAAAACACGAGACAAGGUAGAAGCAGCAAAGAAAAAGAGCAGCUUUGAAAUCUCAGAACUCAAGGAAAGAUUAAAAGCAAGCCGGGAAACCAUAAACUGUUUGAAAAAUGAAAUCAAGAAACUUGAAGAUGAUGAUCAGACAAAAGAUAUAUAACUGGUUUCCACAGCUUAUCUAAAUCUACUGUCUGUAAAUAUGUAUAGUUGGUUAUUUUGCAGACCUGUAAAUACUGUUUUGUAUACACUUUUUGUUAAUUGUCAGAGUGGGUAUUCUUGUAACAUUUUACUUGUUUUUAAAAUAUUUUUGUAUUUUUUCCACAUGCUUGUUUUGUUUGUAAAAGAACACAUGUUUCAUAAGGUGAUCUAUUCUUAAGGCCUCCUAGUUAUAUAACAUGAAAACAAGGGAAAAAAUAGUAUGCAGUGAUAACGGGUGCAAUACUGAAAAAGGCAAAUGGAAGUCAUUAGUUUGUGUCCUGUAUGUGUUUGUUUUUUUGUGCUGCUUUUUGGAAAAGUGCAGGAGUAAGCAAAACUGAGUGGGUCAAUAUAUAUUUAAAAUGAAUAAAUAAAGCAGCCUAUUUUUCAAA